AAGCCCUCCUCCCAAGUCCCACCUUAGCUCUCUCUCUCUCUCUCUUUAUUUGCAUAAGGACCUUCCAAAAAGGGUAAACGGACAGUGCCUGACAAGGUCCAAAUGGAGUCGUCGAGCGCAGCCAAGAGGCUAUGGCACAUAGCGAGGGUGGUGUUCUACAUGCUCCGGAAAGGCCUCGCCAAGGACAAACUCAUGAUGGAUCUCCACCUCCUCCUCAAGCGCGGCAAGAUCGCCGGAAAAGCCAUCGGUAACCUCGUGACCUUCCACCACCACCACCACCAUCAUGGCGUCACCUCCAUGAGCUCGGCCUUCUCGUGCCGGUCCAUGGACCCCAGCCGCUCCUUCUACAGCCCCAAGGCGGUGGAGUUCAGCUGCAGCAACACUCCCUCACGCCCGUCCUUCCAUGCCAUCAAGCGAAGGAACCGCCACCGCCGCUACGACUACGACUAUGACGCCGUGGCGGUAGCGAAGGCGUUUGAGAUACUCAACUCCCAAGUGUCCGAUGCCGAGUCGGUCAUGGCAUCGCCAUCUCCAUCCCCGAUGAACUGGAGCUUUGGGAAGAGCCCGGCUGGGGCGCGCCAGCUAAGGAUCACGGACUCGCCCUUCCCAUUGAACGAGGAGGGUGAGGAGGUGGGCACCCAUAUCGAUCAGGAGGCGGAGGAGUUCAUCAAGAGGUUCUACCAGCAGCUUCGUCUACAGCAGUGGACACCGAUGACACCGGAAUACAAACAGUACAGGAAUGACUUACUGGGACGAGCCUGAGAUGGUCUUCUUACUUGAUAUAAAAGGUGAAUCUAUGCUGCUUACUUCUGCUUUGCUUUCGGUAUAUCCUUUGGCCAUCAUAAAGGGAGUUGUAAUCUUCGUAGGCCUUACAGGAUAAACUCUUUGUCACACCUCAACUAUGGACGUUCUAAAUGGUUCAUCUUUUCAUA
Messenger RNA from Musa acuminata subsp. malaccensis (wild Malaysian banana), 932 nucleotides. RefSeq lists its product as uncharacterized. NCBI's taxonomy places the organism in Eukaryota, Viridiplantae, Streptophyta, Magnoliopsida, Zingiberales, Musaceae. The record is from RefSeq and is a predicted model, not a curated record.